CCUCCUGGGGCGCUUUCCUAUUUGGGGAGCCCUCGGCUAAAGGGAAGGAAAAGACCUUCGCUGUUUGAUAGGCAGCCGGUGGGGGCGGGGGCAGAUCCUGCUCUCCCUUGAAACCCGGAAUUUGGUGCGCCGAGGGAAGUGGGUUUUUGUUUAGUUCUUGUUUCACGUUGCAACCUUUGCAAACCGCUUUUGCACAAACUCGCUUGUUACUCUUCUUGCAGUGCUGGAAUAAGCAGCUGCGCCGUGAACUCCCUGAUGCCCACCUGCCUGAAAAGGACCAUUAUUGCCUCCCAUAGUGGCUUACAUCAAUACAAAGGAGAAACAGACCCUGUCAUCAGACUUACAAUUUAAAAAGUCAAGACACCGAAGGAAAGAGGAGUGGUGGAAAAAGGAAGACAAGGGACAAAGCAAAAUGGAGAAUUCAUCUUCAAGCAUAGAAUCUGAAUACAUCAAGAACCUCCAACAGCAAAUUUACUUCCUUGAACUGGAGGCUAAUUUUCUAUAUCCUCUACCAUUAACUAAAAGCCAAUCUAUUAAAUAAUCACAGGAAUGGAAUACAGGAGUCCCCACCCCCCACGACAUACACAAGGGUUACGUUCCUGGACUCCACAUGAAUAAAUUAAAUCACGUAAAAUAGGGACGGCACUAUUGAGAGAGGCUGGAAAGUAGCUCUCCCUCAGCAGGUCCCCACAUGCCUUCCCCAGGUGGCGAGGUGCCUUUGCGCAUGCAUGCCCUGCCUGCUUCUGGUGACCAGAAAGCUGAGCUGGGGAUCAGUGGCUGGGUGGCUCCAAGUGCCCAGAGCCACUGUGGGGCCUGUUGGUGCUCUCCCUGUUAGUCUUGAAAGUUGCUGGAGAUGGUUUCUUUUUAUCUAGUUUCUCCCCCAUCCCCAAGAAAUAAUGUUGCUGCCUGCUUGUGGGGUGGUGAGGGAGACGGCGAUGAUGAUUAGAGGGCAGGCAACUCUUGGAUCCUGCUCAAGGAACAAAAUUGAUACGAACAAGGGAAAGAGGGAAGGGCAGGUGGGUAGAGAUGCAGAGUUAUGCAGAGCUAAGGAUGGUACGUGAGUUGGGGGCAGAGAGACACUCGUAGUGGCCAUGCAAACUGUAUUUACCCACUCUUCAGCUCUUCUGUGCCACUCUUCAACUCUUCUGUGCCAUUUUUGCCUAUUUCCUGCUUCAAAUCAUUUACUUGUUUAUUUUGUGGUGACACACACAAACCUUGUUGCGGGUGUAUAGAAUUCAUAUAAGAUGUGGUGGGGUGCCUGUAUUGAAAAGAAACACUUGAAAAGGAACAUUGGGAUAAAUUAUUUUAUUUUUAUGGUAGCUGAAUGAAAGCAGCUUGACAAUUUUCUAUUUUAAAAUUUGACAGUUUUCUUUUUUAACAUUAAUUUCAAAUUGCAUUUUAUCCUUAACUUGCUGUCAUCACUCGUGAUCAGGCUAAAAAACACACCAAACUGCAACCUCUCAUUGCAUCUGAAACAGAACAAAUGCUGCAAAAGCUACAGGAAUUACAGUCUUAUUCUGAUGGCCUUCAGCUGGAGCUAAAGAGAAAAGAAAGUGGUUUGAACAUACUGAAGACAGAGAGGGAACAACUUAGUAACCAGAUCAACAUGGCUGAUGAGCGUCAUUCGAAAGAGAAACAGGCUUUGGUAGAAGAAAUCAUAGCACCAAAGAGAAAGAAGGAACAAAAUGACAGAGAGAUCUCUGCAAAAGAGGUAGAGAUACUGCGUGCUCAACAGGAACUGGAGCAGCAACAGAUGAACCUGUGUAACACGGAACAUACUAUCCUUGUACUACAAGCAAAGGUUAAGCAACGGUCAGAACAGCAGAAGGCGGUGGAGUUGCAGCUUUCUGAAAAGAGGCAGGAGUUAUUGAAAGUUCAAUCUGCUGUGAAUGAAAUGGAAGAUAAGAUCUUUAAGAAAACAGCAGCGAUGCAAGAACAAAUCACUCACGAACUACGGAAUGAGAUAACUCUCCUUCGUCAACAAAUACGUGAGAGAGAGCUACUAGCAGAACAGGAUCGUUUCUUAAGAAGUAAAAUGGUGGGUGAUUAUACAGCACUGAACAAGGAAAAUUCUGCACUGCGGUCCAGGCUCUUGGAACUUACCAGGCAAACAAACAUUGAGAAAGCACUCAAGGAGGAGAGCUAUACAUCACACUCUGCCAGCAUUGCUCAGUUUCUUACUUUGAAAGAUCGUGAAGAACAUCUGCGACAAGAGAUCAAGAGGCACCAAGAACUCCUGAAACAGGAAAAUAACAUCUUGCAGGAUCUUGAGGAUAAGAUUAGAAUUUUGGGGAAAGGAAACACAUCUUUUAAGUUAAGCAUUGCAACAAUGAGCAGUCAAGUAACUGAAGCAAGAGCCUUGUUGGACAGAGAGGAGCAGGACAAUGUUGAACUAAAAAGAGACAAAGUUUUGCUGGUUGAUCUUGCAUCUAAUCUACAGAACCAGCUCAUUGAUAAAGAAAGCAGUCUUCUACAGACUUCCAAUAAGAUGCUACAGCUGGAUGAAGCAAUAUCAGCGUUAAAAACAAGGCAUGUGUUACAUCAGUCUCUUGAAUCAGAAAAAUGGGAUAAAAUCUCCAAAAUGGCAAAUUCAAUGAAGAAACUCAACAAGUCAAUGACAGAUGUUGUAGUCAAAAUGGGAAAAUAGGAAUCUGGUAUUGUAGAUGGGUUUUGAUGUCUUAGAAUUUUGAACACUGAUGAAUUUUAAACAACAUUUAUAUGGUGUAA
Messenger RNA from Podarcis raffonei (Aeolian wall lizard), 2727 nucleotides. RefSeq names its product golgin subfamily A member 5-like. The transcript has 10 exons. The record is from RefSeq and is a predicted model, not a curated record. The coding region runs from base 1484 to 2647 and encodes 387 amino acids. Lineage: Eukaryota; Metazoa; Chordata; Lepidosauria; Squamata; Lacertidae.